This is a messenger RNA of Lipotes vexillifer (Yangtze River dolphin), 498 nucleotides long. Its product is annotated as ras-related protein Rap-1b-like. Gene Ontology annotation, cellular component: membrane. NCBI's taxonomy places the organism in Eukaryota, Metazoa, Chordata, Mammalia, Artiodactyla, Lipotidae. The transcript has 3 exons. The record is from RefSeq and is a predicted model, not a curated record. The coding region runs from base 1 to 498 and encodes 165 amino acids. Gene Ontology annotation, biological process: signal transduction. Gene Ontology annotation, molecular function: GTPase activity; GTP binding.
AUGUGUGAGUAUAAGCUAGUCGCUCUUGGCUCAGGAGGAGCUGGAAAAUCUGCUCUGACUGUACAAUUUGUUCAAGGAAUUUUUGUUGAAAAAUAUGAUCCUACGAUAGAAGAUUCUUCUAGAAAGCAACAAUUUACAGCAGUGAGGGAUUUGUACGUGAAAAACGGACAAGGCUUUGCGUUAGCUUAUUCCAUCACAGCACAGUCCGUAUUUAAUGAUUUACAAGAUCUGAGAGAACAGAUUCUUCGAGUUAAAGACGCUGAUGAUGCUCCAAUGAUUCUGGUUGGUAAUAAGUGUGACUUGGAAGAUGAAAGAGUCGUAGGAAAGGAACAAGGUCAAAAUUUAGCAAGACAAUGGAACAACUGUGCAUUCUUAGAAUCCUCUGUAAAAUCAAAAAUAAAUGUUAAUGAGAUCUUUUAUGACCUAGUGUGGCAAAUUAACAGGAAAACUCCAGUGCCUGGGAAGGCCCGCAAAAAGUCGUCAUGUCAGCUGCUUUAA